UGCAUUGCGUAUACGACGCGUGUGCUACAUUUGUGAAUAAAAGUGAAAUAAAGUGAAUUUUGGAUACAACCAACAAAACAUCACAUAUAUACAUAUGAGAAUGAGCGCAUCGGGCAAGAGUCUGUUAGGCCUCUGGCUGUACCGCAGCGGCGAACAGGAAUGGGCCGUCAAACAGGGCAGUCCGCUGCACACGCUCAAGAAGGAGUCGGCGGCGGCGGGGGCUUCCUCAACGCACGCAAGUCUCGCCCGACAUGCCUCGGCACCUGGCGACAAUUUUCUAUUGUUCUCCUCCUCCAACAAGCAGGAACGGAGCAAUGGGGGCUCCGCCGAGCCGGCGCGCCUGCCCGGCGAUGCAGGGCGUCCGCCUGCGGCCGGCGGCGAGCGCAUCUCCAUUUUGUUCACGUUGAAGAACCAGGUGGGCAAUUUGGCUCGUGCGCUGCAGGUCUUCCAGGAGCUGGGCAUCAAUGUGCUGCACCUGGAGCUGUCGCCCAUGGAGGCGACCUGCAAUCAGGCCGACGUCCUGGUGGAUGUUGAGUGCGAUCCACGUCGCUUGGAUCAGGUGGUGAAAAUGCUCAAUCGCGAGGUCGCCUCGGUUAACUAUACGUCUGUUAAUGCGCAUACUUUAGCCCGGGCGCCUUCCCUGUCUGCCUGCUCCAGUUUUGACUUUGGUGACAUGGUUUGGUUUCCGCGCAAGAUAUCCGACCUGGAUCAGGCGCAGAAUGUGCUCAUGUAUGGCUCCGACCUGGAUGCCGACCAUCCUGGCUUCAAGGAUCCCAUUUAUCGCAAGCGCCGCGAACAGUUCUCGGCCAUAGCCAACAAUUUCAAGCACGGCAAUCCCAUUCCGCGCGUGCAGUACACGCCGGAGGAGGUGAAAACUUGGGGCACCGUCUUCUUGGAGCUGCAUCGCCUUUAUCAGCUGCACGCGGUGCCCGAGUACAUGGAGAACUGGCCGGAGCUGGUCAAGUUUUGUGGCUAUCGUGAGGACAAUCUGCCGCAGCUGCAGGAUGUCAGCAGCUAUCUGAAGCGCAAGACGGGCUUUCAAUUGCGUCCCGUCGCUGGUUACCUUUCGCCCCGUGACUUUCUCUCCGGACUGGCCUUUCGCGUGUUCCACUGCACGCAGUACAUAAGGCACUCCUCGGAUCCCUUCUACACGCCGGAGCCUGAUUGCUGUCACGAACUUUUGGGCCACAUGCCGCUGUUGGCCAACUCGAGCUUUGCCCAGUUCUCCCAGGAGAUUGGCCUCGCCUCGCUGGGCGCCUGCGAUGCAGACAUUGAGAAGCUGGCCACGCUGUACUUUUUCACCGUCGAGUUUGGCCUGUGCAAGCAGGCGGACAACAGCUUCAAGGUCUACGGCGCCGGUCUGCUCAGCUCUGUGGCGGAGCUGCAGCAUGCCAUUACGGCACGGGAUAAGAUCAAGAAAUUCGAUCCGGAGCUGACCUGCAAGGAGGAGUGCAUCAUCACAUCCUAUCAGAAUGCCUACUACUAUACAGACUCCUUCGAGGAGGCCAAGGAGAAAAUGCGAGCCUUUGCGGAGAGCAUCCAGCGCCCGUUUGGGGUGCGCUACAAUCCCUACACGAGCAGCGUGGAGGUUCUCUCCAAUGCCCAGAAGAUAACCGCCGUGGUCAGCGAGCUGAAGGGCGAUCUAAGCAUCGUUUGCUCCGCUCUGCGCAAGAUCUCGGCCACGGAUGAGAAUCUGGACGUGGACAGCAUAGCGAAUAUGCUGCACAAUAGCCUCAAUGUACGCUCCGGCGGCGCCGGCGGCGGCAACAGUCCAGACAACACGGAGCACUAUAUAGCCGAGGGCGAUUAGAGGAGGCCGACAUCGAGAAA
Molecule: messenger RNA, 1830 nt
Organism: Drosophila novamexicana
Lineage: Eukaryota; Metazoa; Arthropoda; Insecta; Diptera; Drosophilidae
Gene: Trhn
Product: tryptophan 5-hydroxylase 1
Exons: 8
Coding region: 95-1810 (571 amino acids)
Biological process (GO): serotonin biosynthetic process; aromatic amino acid metabolic process
Cellular component (GO): neuron projection
Molecular function (GO): iron ion binding; tryptophan 5-monooxygenase activity
Source: RefSeq, a predicted model, not a curated record